This is a messenger RNA of Daldinia caldariorum, 2832 nucleotides long. RefSeq lists its product as uncharacterized. NCBI's taxonomy places the organism in Eukaryota, Fungi, Ascomycota, Sordariomycetes, Xylariales, Hypoxylaceae. The coding region runs from base 388 to 2370 and encodes 660 amino acids. The transcript has a single exon. The record is from RefSeq and is a predicted model, not a curated record.
CACGAUUUUACGUACGACUUUACGUACCUCUUUUGCAUUUGCAUUUGUCUAACGUGACUUUUUGCUUCAGCUGCAAGUUGCAAGUUGCACCACUUCCAAACCACUUCCGAACCAUCUCUUCCAGACCAUUUCCUCCAGGCCAUCUCCUUCAGACCAUCUCUCAUCUUUUCGCCACUUGUUGCUAGUUGCUAACACGGAAUUCUUGAGUCUGUGAAUAACAAAUAACAAAAUUUCCCAAUACUUAAGUUGAUACUACAUAGUAACGCCCCUGGUCAAUUAUUUUUUUUUUCUGUCCUUAAAAUCUAGGUAGUGAAAGACUUCGCGCACAAGUAUUAGAGACGACAAUGGUUUUCGCGCUCGAAUCGAUUUCGUUCGCCUUGACGUAAAAUGUUUCUUUCGAAUUUACUUGGUUCCUCUUCCGGGAGGAGAAGUUCCUUCAAAUCGAGCCGGUCAAGACCUUCCAGGCAUUCUCCUGAUGUUUCCCCGUCGCGCUCUCGAAGCCUUUAUUCCUCCUCUCCCGAGUACCUUUUCGAUGAGUCCCAACUCCAGCCUGCUAGUCAACCGCCGACGGAUGUGCUAGAUCUGAACCAGAACCUCGAAAGGCUCGCCGCCUUAUUUCCUGAUAUCCAAGUCGAAGUCUUUCGGGAGAUGCUUGCGUCCUUUUCCGAAGAGUCGCGGUUAUUCAUUAUCACGGAUAAGUUGUUGAAGAAUCCGGGCGAGUUCGUCAAGGGGCGGCGGAGAGCUGGCGACCACACGGGCUCCGAUGCGAAUGUGUUAGUCUCGCGCACUGAGGCAUUCAGAACGGCGGAAUACAAGAGGGCAGUCCGUGCCCUGGCUGCGCAAGAGUUUAAGGGUUUAUUAUCUAGAUCUGCCAUCGACGCUGUUUUAUCCGAGUACAACUACUCGUAUCUUGACGCGCGACAAACCCUUGUGGAUUUAUCUUCCAAGACGUGGAAAUUCACUAUAUCUUCCUUUCUCUUUCGUCGCAAGCCUGUAACUUCUGCUGAGGCAGAAACCCAUCCCCUUAUUAUAUGGAAGUCCGCCGACGAUGGAUCGAUGGUCCCGACUAUAAAGGCAACGGGCAGUGCCGAAUUGGAUAGGGAACUAUUUGAGGAACUUAUAAUACCAUUAAAAGAACGCGAGCAAUUACUGCGAGAAGAAAGAGACCGCGCCAUGGCUGUUUCUCUAUCUACCGAGGAUGCUGAAGCUCACGAGGCAAUGUUUGAGUGCACUUGCUGCUAUUCGGAUGUAAUUUUCGAAGAGAUUACUACCUGCACUGCUGAAGGACAUAUCGUUUGCUUCAACUGUGUUCGGCAUUCUAUUACCGAAGCCGUGUUUGGCCAGGGAUGGCAGCGUAGCAUUGAGAAAGAGACAGGUGCUCUUCGAUGUCCCGCCGUGGCAUCGGUGGAAUGCGAAAGCUGCAUAUCGCCGGAGCACAUCCGUCGAGCUAUGCAAGCAGAGAAAAACGGAGAUGAAAUUAUACGCAAACUGGAUCAACGGCUGGCAGAACAUGGUCUUUUAUCCAGCGGCCUACCUCUGAUCAGGUGCCCCUUUUGCACCUAUGCCGAAGUCGACGAUUUAUAUAUACCAGCCAGCGUGCGGAGGCCCCAAAUCCGUGUCAGCAGCAUUCCCAACUUUAUCAUCAUUUUUAUCUGUUUAAUCUUAUCGCCCCUUUCAGUCCCCAUUCUGAUACUAGCGUUGGCCUUUGCUAUUUUGUGCUUAAACUAUUCGUUUAGGGGUUACGUGUCCCGCCAUUUAGGAGCAGCCAUCAUGAGAUAUCAGCGUCGCCGUCGUGGGUUAAAAUUCAAUUGCCAAAACCCAGCCUGCAAACGCCCGUCUUGCAUAUCAUGCUCGAAGGCGUGGGUAGAUGUCCAUGUCUGCCACGAGUCGUCUCUUGUCGCCUUACGCACGCAAGUGGAGCAAGCAAUGUCUAUGGCAAUCAAGCGUGUCUGCCCUCGAUGUAGUACCUCUUUUGUCAAGACGGCUGGAUGCAACAAGUUGACCUGUCCCUGUGGCUAUAAGAUGUGCUACGUGUGUCGGAAAAACAUUGGCACUCCAAACGAGGGCUAUCAGCAUUUUUGUCAACAUUUUAGGCCCGAAGGCGACGGCCGACAGUGCAACGAGUGUAGCAAGUGCAACUUAUGGGAAGCCGAGAAUACCGAGGAAAUCCUCCGAAAAGCUAAGAUGGAAGCGGAACGGAAAUGGAGAGAAUCGGAAAGACGCGAAUUAUCCGACGCCGAGAAAGCGUAUCUCGAAGAUGGCGUGGGUGGCUUUAGUCGGGAUAAGGGCCUGGGACAGCUAUUUCCGGGCGGUAGGGUGCCGAGCAUUGAAGAAUUCUGUGAUUUGAUUAUAGAGGCUUUGUUUGUGUAGCGGGACGUAUCAGGAUCAUGUUGGGUAUGGAGUUUUGGCAAAUGAGCAUUAUCUGGCUAUCGACCGAACCUCUCUCUCUCUACUCGAAGUCAUCUUUUGAAAACGAACUUUGCAUUGGGAACGGGCGUGAGAGGAAAACAUAUCGGUCAUAUGGUAGAGAAGGGGUUAGGAGGUUAUCUAUAUGUUAUACCCAUUAGCAGCAUCGUGCAUGCAACUAUUUGUCACAGGCCGGCUACGGUCUCCAGUAAUACUACCAUAUACAAUAGUUUGGCUGUGAUUUGGCAUAAGUGCGUAAUAUUCGCAGUACCUGAAUUUACGGAGACAGAAUGUUUAGGGGCCUUUCAUUAAGGACAAGAUCCCCGGUUGUUCUCAUCAUAAGUAUUAGGUUAGGUACCUAGGCAUAUCUAUCUACGUCGUACUAGUACGAAGCAGCGAACUACCUAUUGCGCUUGAAGAGUUGAG